AUGAGCUCCAGAGGGAGUGGAGGCCGCAAUAACGGCGCACUGCCACAGACUAAGAUCUGUCAGUUCAAGUUGGUGCUGCUGGGGGACAUGGCUGUGGGAAAGUCCAGCCUGGUGCUUCGGUUUGUGAAAGGGCAAUUUGAUGAAUUUCAAGAGACCACUAUAGGGGCUGCAUUUUUGGCACAGUCAGUGUGUCUAGAUGAUACGACUGUAAAGUUUGAGAUAUGGGACACUGCCGGACAAGAACGAUAUCACAGCUUGGCGCCUAUGUAUUAUCGUGGAGCACAGGCUGCAAUAGUGGUAUUUGACAUCACCAAACCGGACACGUUUGAAAGAGCCAAGGCCUGGGUUAAGGAAUUGCAAAGACAAGCAAGUCCCAACAUUGUAAUUGCCCUGGCCGGAAACAAAGCCGAUCUGUCUGAAAAGAGACUUGUAGAAUUCGAGGAAGCCCAGACUUAUGCUGAAGACACUGGUUUGCUUUUUAUGGAAACUUCUGCCAAGACGGCCAUGAACGUUAAUGAACUAUUCCUGGCUAUUGCAAAAAAGAUGCCAAAAACAGACACCCAGAAUCCUACACAUGCUGCACGGCACCGGGGAGUAAACCUUCAGGAUCCAGAUGCGCACUCUGCGCGGGCAUGCUGCGGAGGAAAUUAG
Messenger RNA from Knipowitschia caucasica, 651 nucleotides. Lineage: Eukaryota; Metazoa; Chordata; Actinopteri; Gobiiformes; Gobiidae. The record is from the annotation of a GenBank genome assembly.